ACCGAAGACUUAUCUUAUUAGUGUGUGCCAGGAGAUUUACAUACUGCAGACAUGAACAUUGCUUAUGGAUUAACCUUUUUGUUUUCCAUGGCUGCCUUUGUAGGAGCAACGGAUACAGGGAACCCAGGGUUUGUGGUGAGACUCACACAGAAAGGACUGGACUACGCCCUUCAGGAAGGUAUGAUUGUACUGCAACAGCAAUUAUUUCAGAUUCAACUGCCAGAUUUCUCAGGCACCUAUGAUGUUGGGGUCCUUGGAAAAGUGAAAUACAGAUUUUCUAGCAUGACUAUAAGCAGUGUCCAGCUUCCCAGUUACCAAGUCAUUCCUGUUCCAGAUAAGGGUCUGAAGCUAUCUAUCUCUGGGGCUUUUAUCCAAGUUGACGGAAGAUGGGAUGUUCGCUAUUCAUUUAUACAUGAAGAUGGCAGUUUUAACAUCAAAGUUUUGGGGAUUAGCAUCUCUGUUGGACUUAUUUUGGGGAGUGAUGAAUCUGGAAGACCAACAAUUGCCCCAUCAGACUGCAGCUGCCAUAUUUCCAAUGUUGAAGUGCACAUGUCUGGAACUAUAGGUUGGCUGGUUGAUCUUUUCCAUAACAACGUUGAAUCAGAAUUGAGACAAUCUAUGGAGAACAAGAUCUGCCCAGAGGUUACUCAAUCUAUUAGUUCUAAACUUUUAUCCCUUCUACAGACUCUACCAGUGACUACAAAAAUCGACCAGAUAUCUGCUAUUGAUUACUCUCUGACUGGACCUCCAUCUGUGAUGGCAAAUUGGAUCGACGUAUUAUUAAAGGGAGAAUUCUUUGAUAUCUCACACCGUACAACUCCACCCUUCUCUCCGCCGGUGAUGUCUUUGCCUCCAGAACAGGAUCUCAUGGUUUACUUUGCUGUUUCUGAAUAUUUGUUCAACACGGCUGGUUUUGUUUAUCAGGAUGCUGGGGCUCUUGUCUUCAAUUUGACUGAUGAUAUGAUCCCUAAGGAAUCCAGCAUGCACCUGAAUACUUCCUCAUUUGGAAUAUUAAUACCCUCGAUUUCCAAGAUGUACCCAAAUAUGCUCAUGAAGCUAAAGAUAUCAACUGCCUCUGCUCCGGCUCUGAAUAUUAAACCCGGAAAUCUGACUCUUUCACCAGUGGGAAACAUCCAGGCUUAUGCCAUUCUGCCCAACUCCUCCCUGGCUCCUCUUUUUCUCCUUCAGCUGAACACGAAUGUCUUGGCAAAGGUGGCAGUGAAUUCAGGGAAAAUCGUAGGCUCUCUUGAGCUUGACAAGGUGGAAAUACAGCUUGUUCAGUCUGAUGUUGGACCUUUUUCAGUUUCGGUAUUAAGUAUAGCUGUGAACUAUUAUGUCUCAGCAACCCUUCUUCCUCGUGUUAAUGAGAUCCUGAAGAAUGGAUACCCACUACCCUUGAUUGAUCACAUACAGCUCACUGAUUUUGUGAUUCAAACAUAUGAGCACUACCUCCUGUUUGGGGCAAAUGCACACUAUGAGUAACAAAGGAUGGGAAUCGAGGAGCUGAAUGGACACUGGGAAAUGCAUAAUGGCACAUGAACUUUAAGGAGGUUAUUUAUUAAAGGUCAAGUUGUCUUUACCCGAAAAAUUCAAGUUUUUCAAAAUUUUUCAAGAUUUGUUAUGCCCCAAAGCUGUUAAAAGCCCGAAUCCGAAAAUACUCCAGCUAAAACCUGUCAAGGUCAUGUAGAAGUUCCUUGAACCAUUUGGUUUUUUGCCUUUGUGAUUAUUUCGUUUUUAUGGUGGUUGAUUGGUCGAUCAGAUGAGUUUUUUCCCCCCGAUUGCAAUCAAUCACGUUUUUUUACAUUCAGGCUUUUUCAUAAAUAUUGAGUUGAGUUGAGUUGUGAAUUUAUUCGAGGUAGAAAAAACCUCACAAACCUCCUGAACUUGACCUUUGUUAAAUAACAACCUUAAUUUUGUUGUUUGUGUAAAUAUUCCUCCCAUGUUCUAUAUAAGUAAUGUGUGUUCAUUAUGUAAAAGUCAGAUCAGUGUUGAUCAACACAUUAAUAAUUCAAGCCUGGAGCUGAAUAUUAUGUUACCCCGAGUCGAAUUCGAAAGAUUUACCGCAAAUCCUACGAUCGAUCAAAAAAACCUUAGAAAAGUGAUGGGGAAGGUCCCCAUAGGCUAACAUUGUACCUCGGUAGGUUUAAACUGGUGAAGUAUGUAGUCAAAUGAUUUUUUAAAGAGACAGUACUUUGAAUGGUCAAAUAGUCGAACGAUUUUUAGUUUGAAUCGAAGUGGUAGUCGAAAGUCGUAGUAGCCUAUUCAAUGGUCGAAGUACCCAAAAAAAUACUUCGAAAUUUGAAGUUUUUUUACUUCGAAUCCUUCCCUCGAGCUUAGUAAAUGUGCCCCAUAAUGUUAGCAAGAAUUUCCAUGCUCUGAAGUAGUCAGCAAAUAUAUUUAUCUGUACCCAGCAAAAAUUAGAAGGACAACAGCUGAUGUUUACAGAUAGGUGGCUUCUAUAACUAAAACUUUCCAUGUCUUACUAAAUCCAUAUUCUAUGAUUAUGAGCAAGUACUGGGAGUAUAUCACUGGCACUACAGCUACAUUGAAUUCCUGUAUAACUAUAUAAUAAUUGUUCCAGAUUCUGACUUUCAAGUCUAUAUUUGUGGGUGGGUUAUGUACCAGCAAUUGACUAUCCAGUACUUUGGCUCAAUAUGUGUAUAAUGCAACAGUAUCUUUUCUUGUUCUUGUUCAGCUCAUUGUACCUUCACAUUCUUGAGAAAUACGGUUCUAGACUAAUAAAUAAAUAUAAAAUGAGAAAA
Messenger RNA from Xenopus laevis (African clawed frog), 2762 nucleotides. RefSeq names its product bactericidal permeability increasing protein, gene 4 S homeolog (gene bpi.4.L). Gene Ontology annotation, cellular component: extracellular region. Lineage: Eukaryota; Metazoa; Chordata; Amphibia; Anura; Pipidae. The record is from RefSeq and is marked provisional. Gene Ontology annotation, biological process: innate immune response; defense response to Gram-negative bacterium. Gene Ontology annotation, molecular function: lipid binding.